CCCGAGUAAACGGAAGCUCGAAGCCGAGCGGUUGCUUGAAUUGGAGAAGCCGAAGGUGCCGUCGCUUCUCUCUUCUCAUCGUUUCUUCUUGUGGCGAUCGUAGCCGAAGAACCCUAACUUCUGUCCUCCUCCUGGUGCUGUUUUCCUUCGAGCUCCCCUCGCAUGGCGUCGGUGGCGUCUUACCUGGUUCUCGGCCGCGGCUUCAGCUGCGCCAAGACCCCCACCCGGCCCCCGAUCGCGUGUCUCCGCCUCUCGCGCGCGGUCUCUUGCAAGAUGCGGAACAGGCAUUUGAGUUCCCAGCAAAAGAGACAGCAAUUUAAAAGGGCUCCUACAGAGCGGCUGUCACUAAAUAUGAAUGCUCAAUCCCAUGACAAUAUCGGUUGUGAACCUGAAGAAGCUAGCUCUGCUGGUGUAUCGCAUUCAAGCCAAAUAACCAUACCAAGCAAUGAUGCUGAGUCUGAUAGUAACAGUGAGACGGAUGUAGCAGUAUCAUCUUUUGAAGAAACUAAUAUGGUGAUUGAGAAUAAUGAUGAACAAGAGCAUCCAAGCAUUCAUCUAGAGGACUUGAUAGCCACGAUCAGGAAUGCUGAGAAAAUUGAAGAACUCGAAAAAAUUCUUUCUGAAAAGGAGGCUUUGCAAGCUGAAAUAAACAAUCUAGAGAUGAAGUUGGCAGAAACAGAUGCACGAAUUAAAGUUGCAGCUCAAGAAAAGAUAAAUGCAGAACUCCUUGAAAAUCAGCUUGAGAAAUUGAAGACUGAAAUAUCUUCAAGGAAUUCUAUUGAGGAAGGAAAGCAUGGUACACUGGAUGAUGAAUCUCCCCUUGUUUUGGAGCUUAAUGACCUGAGGAAAGAAAAUGCGUUGCUAAAGGAUGAUAUACAGAUGCUUAAGUUGAAACUGGCUGAUGUUAGUAAAACAGAGGAGCGUUUACCUUUGCUGGAGAAAAGACAUUCCUUGUUGGAGGCUUCCCUUAUGGAGUUGCAAUCUCAACUGUCAAAUGCUCAGGAUGAUGUUUCAAGACUUGCUUCUCUGCGAUAUGAAUGCAAAGCUUUGUUGGACAAGGUAGAAAAUUUGCAAGCAUUGUUUAAUGAUGCAAGCAGAGUGAUGGACCAGCCUUCUUUAGGUUUACAACAAUAUCAUGAGCUGCAGAAGAAGGUUGACAAGAUAGAAGCAUUAGUGACAGAAGCAACUGUGUCAAAGUUUCCAUCUGAAAAUUUUCACCAUUAUGAUGAGACUUUGCGAGAGAAAAUUGAACUGUUGGAGAAGCAAUUGUGGGAGUCUGACCAAGAAAUGCAUUCUCAAAUUCAGUUGUUUCAAGAAUCAGUUAGAGAAUUUCAUGAUGCACUGGAAAGAUUAAAAGAAGAAAUCAAGAAAAGAUCUCAAGAACUUUCUUUGGAAAAUCUGCCCCAGGAAUUCUGGAGCCGCUUGCUGCUUAUAAUUGAUGGUUGGUUGCUUGAGAAGAAAAUAUCAGUCAAUGAUGCUAAGUUGUUGAGAGAAAUGACAUGGAAGAAGGAUGCUCAGAUUCGUGAUGCAUAUUUAGCAAGCAGAAGCAAGAGUGAGCAUGAAAAGUUGGCUACAUUCCUUAAGUUGACUUACUCUCGUACAAGUCCAGGAAUGCACAUAAUCCAUAUUGCAGCAGAAAUGGCCCCAGUUGCAAAGGUCGGUGGUUUAGGGGAUGUUAUAUCAGGUCUUGGUAAAGCACUACAGAGGAAGGGACACCUGGUGGAAAUUGUCCUGCCAAAAUAUGACUGCAUGCAGUAUGAUCUUAUCACUGAUAUGAAGGCACUGGAUGUUGUAGUAGAAUCUUAUUUUGAUGGACAACUCUUCAGGAACAAAAUUUGGGUUGGGAUUAUUGAAGGUCUUCCUGUCUAUUUUAUAGAACCUCAUCAUCCAGCUAAGUUCUUUUGGAGAGGAAAAUACUAUGGAGAGUACGAUGACUUCAAGCGUUUCUCAUUCUUUAGCCGUGCCGCUGUUGAAUUGCUCUAUCAAGCUGGGAAAAAACCUGACAUAAUCCAUUGUCAUGAUUGGCAGACAGCCUUUGUUGCACCACUUUAUUGGGAUAUAUAUGCUGCCAAGGGUUUUAAUUCAGCUAGAAUUUGUUUCACCUGCCACAACUUCGAGUAUCAAGGAACAGCACCUGCUUCGGAAUUGGCGUCCUGUGGACUUGAUGUCCACCAGCUAAACAGACCUGACAGGAUGCGGGACCACUCAGCAGAUGACAAAGUCAAUACUGUCAAGGGUGCAAUUGUGUUCUCUAACAUUGUUACCACUGUAUCGCCAACUUAUUCUCAAGAGGUCCGCACUGUAGAGGGUGGUCGGGGCCUCCAUGAAACAUUAAAAUCUCACUCUAAGAAAUUUAUUGGGAUUCUUAAUGGCAUUGAUACAGAUGCAUGGAAUCCUUCCACAGAUAACUAUAUCAGUGUCCAGUACAGUGCUGAUGAUCUUCAGGGAAAAGCAGAGAACAAAGAUGCUAUAAGGAAGUGUCUUAAGCUUUCCGGUUCUGAGGGUUCUCAACCACUGGUUGGUUGUAUUACACGGCUCGUACCACAGAAAGGUGUCCAUCUUAUCAGACAUGCAAUAUACUGUGCGCUUGAGUUAGGAGGACAGUUUGUGCUUCUUGGUUCAAGUCCAGUGCCCCACAUUCAACGGGAGUUUGAGGACAUUGCAAACCAUUUCCAGAGCCACUCUCACGUCCGGUUGCUUUUGAAAUAUGAUGAUGCUCUUUCACACUUGAUUUAUGCAGCAUCUGACAUGUUUAUUAUUCCAUCAAUGUUUGAGCCUUGUGGCCUUACUCAGAUGAUUGCUAUGAGAUAUGGUUCUGUUCCAAUUGUAAGAAAAACUGGCGGGCUGAAUGAUAGUGUUUUUGAUGUUGAUGAUAAUACGAUACCAGAACAAUACCAAAAUGGAUUCACAUUUGUCGCACCUGAUGAGCAGGGCCUAAGCAGUGCCAUGGAACGGGCAUUUCAGCACUACAUCAGAAGCCCUGAGAGCUGGCAACAACUUGUUCAGAAGGACAUGAGACUGGAUUUCAGUUGGGAUUCUUCAGCAUCACAAUACGAAGAGUUAUACGAAAGAUCUGUGGCUAGAGCAAGGGCAGCAGCUCGAGUGUAAAAGUUUUAUUUCAUCAACACAUUCGUUAUUCUGUUCCAAUUCUUGAGGCAGGGCCUCUUUUCUGGGAACUGAUACGCUGUGGAAGUAUUUAUCUUUGGGAUGCACUGGGGCAUUCAUUUCUUUGAUCCUUUGCUCCCAGUCUGGCCACUAAUCAUAAUGGGAGAUGGACAAUUUUGAAAUUUUCAUUACUAAUCGAAAGGUUGAAGUUGUGAGAUA
Messenger RNA from Musa acuminata subsp. malaccensis (wild Malaysian banana), 3324 nucleotides. Its product is annotated as probable starch synthase 4, chloroplastic/amyloplastic. Lineage: Eukaryota; Viridiplantae; Streptophyta; Magnoliopsida; Zingiberales; Musaceae. Gene Ontology annotation, molecular function: alpha-1,4-glucan glucosyltransferase (UDP-glucose donor) activity. The record is from RefSeq and is a predicted model, not a curated record.